AUGUCCGGUCAGCUUCCAUCAGAGACCAAGCGUGCAAGCGGAAUUCUGUUCGUGAUUUACGAAGGAACUAUUGACCUAUAUGUAGCUGUGGCAGCUGGUCUAGCCCUCGUGGGAGCUGGGCUUGCAAUUAGCACAGUAGGAUAUUUCUUAUCGUCAGAGUCUGCGAGCACUUCGUCCACCCAAUCUCUCGAAGCCACGCCCACGAUACAGCAUAAUGUUUCGCCGGCAAACAUAAGCGAGGCUUGUCGGGAGUUUCGUCGCAUAGUAGGAAAGGCGAACGUGUCCACAGCCACUGCCGAUCUCAUCAGCCAUUCUGGAUCGGAUUACCAGUCUUAUGCCUGGACCGAAGCCACAGCUACGCCGGGAGAAGUUGUGGUUUAUCCCGCUUCGACACAGGAGGUCUCGGAGGUCGUCAAAGUGUGUCACCGGCGCCGGAUACCAAUAACGCCCUAUUCGGGUGGAACGUCAAUCGAAGGUCAAUACAUUCCGAGCAUGGGUGGCAUUUGCAUUGACUUUACGAGAAUGGACCAAAUACUCGAGAUCAACCCCCUCGACCUUGAUUGUGUGGUUCAGCCUGGACUUGGUUGGCAGGAUCUGAAUCACCAGUUGGAAUCUCAAGGUCUCUUCUUCCCACCGGACCCGGGGCCAGGUGCGAUGAUCGGUGGCAUGGUGGGUACUGGCUGUUCUGGGACGAACGCAGCUGCCUACGGUACCAUGAAAGAUUGGGUUUUGUCUCUCACAGCCGUGCUUGCCGACGGGACGAUUGUGAAGACAAGACAGAGGCCAAGGAAAUCGAGCGCAGGCUACGAUCUGACGAGGACCAUCGUGGGAAGUGAAGGGACUCUGGCACUGGUGACAGAGGCCACCUUAAGGUUGGCGGUAAAGCCGAGAUUCGAGUCGGUUGCUGUCUGUACCUUCCCCUCGGUCAAGGAAGCCGCUCGAGCUGUCGAGUCAAUCAUUGGCAGAGGCAUUCAGGUUGCUGCCGUGGAGAUCCUGGACGAAGUGCAAAUGAGAAGCAUCAACGAGGCUGGUCUGACAAAGCGCAAAUGGAAAGAAGAGCCAUCCCUGUUCUUUCGGUUUGCUGGCAUCACGGACUCGAUUGUCCAAGAGACCGCAAAACUAGUGGGAGAGAUCGCACAAGGUCAUGGCUCUACGUCUUAUGUCUUUGCGACGGAUCAGGAGGAACGAGAAGAGCUCUGGUCGGCUAGGAAGAAUGCGCUAUGGUCCAUGAUGGCUCUCCGACAGCAUCCAACGGACAAAGUCUGGACUACUGACGUGGCCGUACCCAUAAGUCGGCUGUCCGACAUCAUAGAAGCGACCAAAUCCGAUAUCCAGGCAAAUGGCCUGCUUGGGUCGAUAGUGGGACACGUCGGCGACGGGAAUUUCCACUCUUUGCUCCUGUUUCCGGAAGAAAAGCGCGAUGUUGCAGAAGCUGUCGUGCACAGAAUGGUGGACAAAGCAAUCCAGAUGGAAGGAACCGCGACAGGAGAACACGGCGUCGGCUUGGUGAAAAGAGACUAUCUUGAAAAGGAGCUGGGCAGGUCCACGGUGGACUUGAUGCGUAAGAUGAAGAGUGCUUUGGACCCCUUAUGCAUCCUGAAUUGCGACAAAAUAGUCAGGGUCAAAUAA
Molecule: messenger RNA, 1629 nt
Organism: Exophiala spinifera
Lineage: Eukaryota; Fungi; Ascomycota; Eurotiomycetes; Chaetothyriales; Herpotrichiellaceae
Product: glycolate oxidase, subunit GlcD
Exons: 3
Coding region: 1-1629 (542 amino acids)
Biological process (GO): lactate catabolic process
Cellular component (GO): mitochondrion
Molecular function (GO): D-lactate dehydrogenase (NAD+) activity; FAD binding; D-lactate dehydrogenase (cytochrome) activity
Source: RefSeq, a predicted model, not a curated record